AAAAUAUCACGGGGACACAUAUCAUCUCAUUGCCAAGAACUGCAAUCAUUUCAGUGAUGAUGUAUGUAUGUGUCUAACUGGAAAACCUAUUCCAGGAUGGGUGAACCGACUUGCUAGAUUAGUUUCAGGUUCUUUUUGCAAUUGUCUGCUACCGGAAAGUAUUCAGCUUACAACAGUCAGGCAUUUGCCAGACCGUCCUUACUUUGAUGGGUCAGAUUCAUUUGCCUCAUCGGCUAUGGAUGAGAGUGAUGAUGAACAGCUAGAUCAUCACUUGUUAAUGACUCCCCCUGAGGGCGACCAAACGCAUUCAAGAGCUCGAUCACCGAGGCUUGCUAGCGAUUCCUUGUGACCUUUCGUACUUUUAAGCUCUUUGUUUUUUUUCCUUUUUUGGUUUGAUGACUGAACUUCCGAAUGGUCCUUCAGACCAUAGGUAUCAUACCUCCGGGCGUGGCUAUAGGAGCACCCUCCAACGCACGGACUUGGGUAUUCCAGGAAAUUAAACUCCUGUGGUGCUUCCUAAGACAGUCCAACUUGAAACAUUGGAGUACUACUCAUAAGCACCGUACCAACUCUGCUAGGCCCUCGUGGGUUAAACUCUUGUGUUUUCUGCGUGUUAAAUCUUGUGUCAUAAUACCCGAUUGUAUAAUUCUGUAUCAUUCCAUGUAUCUUGCUUUGCUACUUCCACCGACAACCCGAUACCUGUACUAAUGUGUCUAAAUAAAGCCUAUCAUGGUUCAAUUCCGCAGUUUUCAUCGUCAUGAAUUUCUGUGAGAUCAGCUUUUGGCUGUCCGUGGACUCAUUUUCCUUCUGAAGAUUUAUUUGUCCAUGCAUUUGUACACCAAUUUGAAUUGCAUUUGGUUGUUAACUACCUCCUAUUUUCCCCUUAAUUAUAUGUAUAUUUGGAGAAGAAAGCUAUAUAGGGCAAUACGUUAUCCACAACACGACUAUUUGGUGAUUUCUUUCCCAAAAUAAUUAAAACCAUAAUCCGUUCACAUCACAUGACGUCAGCAAAGAAAGAGACCUGUAGGCUUCUUCCACUCUUCAACAACCACGUAAUUGGCAACCCCCAUCAACUUCUAAUCAGCGUCCCGUCACCGCGCCGGUGAGAUUAACCUCCCAAAUUCCUCCGCUAGCUAGAAUAUUCAUUCCCAUGAUAAGGGCUAGAAGUUGCGUACGUCACACAGCCUCCCUCCCUCUCUCUCUUAACCAAUUCCGUUCCUUUUUUUUUCUCUUGGAAAACGCGACCGCGACAAAAUUCUCCCAGCAAAAGUAGGGAACCCUAGAUUCCCGUGAAAAUGGCGACGCCGACGCUGAAGCUCGCCGUCGCUGUUGUAGUCGUGUUCGUCUCCGCGCCGAUUUCGUCCUCGAUUCCCUUCAUUGUUUUGCAUGGAAUUGGGGAUCAGUGCAAGAAUCGGGGGAUGACGCAGUUUACGGAGCUUCUCAGCAAGUACGCUGGAGUUGAGGGGCAGUGUUUAGAAAUUGGUGAUGGAACAAUGGACUCUUGGUUUAUGCCCUUGCAAGAACAGACUGAUAUAGCCUGUGAAAAGGUAAAGAAAAUGAAAGAACUAAGUGGAGGCUACAACAUUGUUGGACUUUCUCAGGGUAACUUGAUAGCUCGUGGGAUAAUUGAGUUCUGUGAUGGUGGACCUCCUGUUAAAAAUUUCGUUUCACUUGGAGGCCCUCACGCCGGGACUGCAUCUGUGCCACUUUGUGGAACAGGGAUCUUAUGCAUAAUUGCAGAUGCGCUCAUUAAAGCAGAAAUUUACUCUGAUUAUGUGCAGGCUCGCCUUGCUCCAAGUGGUUAUCUCAAGAUUCCUACGGAUAUCCCGGAUUAUAUGGAAGGGUGCAGGUUUCUCCCGAGGCUUAACAAUGAGUAUCCUAAUGAGAGAAACUCGACUUAUAAGGAAAGGCUUGAAAGCUUACAGAAUUUGGUACUAAUCAUGUUUGAUCGUGACACAGUCUUGAUUCCUCGAGAGACUUCAUGGUUUGGGUAUUACCCAGAUGGUGCCUUUAGUCCAGUUCUGCCUCCGCAGCAGACUGCUCUAUACAUUGAGGAUUGGAUAGGCCUGAAGACUUUGGAUGAUGCUGGACGAGUGAAGUAUCUGACUGUGCCCGGAAGGCACCUGGGAAUUGCAAGAGAUGACAUGAAAAAGUAUGUUGUGCCCUACUUAGUGGAUGGAUUACCGAUCAAUCUCAGUGAAGAAGAGUCAUCCUCAGUUCCACGAGGGUUUUCAUCAGCAAUGGAUUCUGCUGCUAAUAAAGCUGGACAAAUCGAUGAUGUUCCUUCGCUUUCGCCCUUCAGGAUAGAGGUAGAUGAAUAAGAAAAUACCCUGCAUAUUACUUAAGAGUUUGUCGUGUGGCCUAUAAAUUAGCAAAUUAUGAUUCAUGGUUGACGCUAUUGCGAUGUAGGACAGCCAUUAUACUUGUAAGAAGAAAGACACAUUUGUUUCCCAAGGAGAAUUAAGUCGUGUAGUUUGUAAUUAAACAGAACAAGCAAUUCACUGUAUUAAUUGUUAGUUUCAAUGUAUAUAUAUAAUUCUUACACAAGCUCUUA
Messenger RNA from Asparagus officinalis (garden asparagus), 2554 nucleotides. Its product is annotated as palmitoyl-protein thioesterase 1-like. Lineage: Eukaryota; Viridiplantae; Streptophyta; Magnoliopsida; Asparagales; Asparagaceae. The transcript is spliced from 14 exons. Bases 1296 to 2321 code for a protein of 341 amino acids. Gene Ontology annotation, cellular component: intracellular membrane-bounded organelle. The record is from RefSeq and is a predicted model, not a curated record. Gene Ontology annotation, molecular function: thiolester hydrolase activity.